AUGAGCGUCCACGCGGUCGAUUAUGCGCACCAUGGCGCGAUGCGUUCGGGCGACAUACAUACGGUUGACAUCGAGCUGGGUCGCCGGUCGUCUUACUCGCAGAGAUCGCCAACGAGGAAGGACGAGACUGAGACGUUCACCACCGCUGCCGCACGAGUCAAUUCCACCGACACAACCAAACAACGCCGGGUGCGCCGCUCCAACACCGCCCGCUCCUAUCGUCCAGAAAGCAUACUUCACGACCCCAAUUGGCAACCCGGCACAGAGCCCGGUAUUGACCCGACCAAGCCAUUUCCUCCCCACGGUUCAGAAUGGGCUGCAAAUGUGCCAACAGACUUACACCGGCACUGCGAAAUAACUGUGGUGGACUUUUCACAACAUGAGAUGCGGCAGUACGAGUUGGAUAAUAGUACACUCGAGCAAUUUUUAGAGCGCGAGCGAGAACCAUGGGUCCAAUGCCGCUGGAUCAAUGUCAAUGGCUUAAGCUGGGACGUGAUCAAGACUCUGGGAAAUCACAAGGGAAUUCACAGGCUGGCGAUUGAGGAUCUGGUCCACACUACCAAUCGCACCAAGGCCGACUGGUAUUCGGAUCAUGCGUUCGUUGUACUGACGUUACAGAAGCUGGUGAAACUCCAUCAGGAGCUCAGUGACUCCGAUGAUGAAGACGACAAGCCGAAUGGGAAUGGCAGGUUCAAGGAACGGCAGAGCUCGGUUUCAAGCGACAAAAGCUCGAUCUCUAUGAAGCGGCAUGGCAAAAAGAAUAUUGUUCUCGCAGCGCUGAAGGAUCUCUUUCAGCCCACCCAACCGAGCCAACGGCAUAACAACCAGAGAACGACGGUCGGAUCCAGUGUUCGUCCUGGAAUAGGCCGGCCAUCCUCGCGAGAAGCCUCCCAGUUCGGAAAUGUGGCUGCUUCGAUGGGGACCACCGGACGAAGUCUACAGCGCUAUCGUGGCGGCCCUAACGAGGACCGGAUUGGGUUCAUGGAGCGUCAUGCCGUGCUAGCAGCGAAGGGAUUAUGUGUCACAUUGGAGCAGGUCUCCAUCUUCCUUCAUGCAGAUAACACCGUUACAUCCUUUUUCGAGACAAGUGCCGACGACAUCGAGGCGCCCAUCGUCAAGCGUCUCAGUUCCCCAGAAACAAUCCUCCGACAGUCGUGCGAUGCCAGCAUGCUUAUGCAGGCUAUCCUCGAUGCAAUUAUCGAUCUUGCCAUCCCCGUCACAAUGGCCUACCAAGACGCAAUCGGUGACCUGGAACUGGAGGUCCUGACCGAUCCGGAUAUCGACCAGUCCAAGUUUCUGUACAUUUUGACAUCUGAGAUUGCCGUUUUGCGCAAUGCCAUGCAGCCCAUCGUGGCGGUCAUCAACGCACUUCGUGACCAUCGGUCUGAGCCCAUCAGCACCCCCGGCUUGGGCAUCCUGCGAGGGAACAGUCCAUUCAGCCCGUCCGGGACCCCAGGAGACAUAUCCGAUCAUCGUUCACACAUCGGCGUUAUGACACCAAACCUGAAGAGUAUAGGCGGCACGAGCGUCAGCAUUAGCUCCAUGUGCCAUACCUACCUCGGCGAUGCUUUGGAUCAUUGUAUUACUAUUGUGGAAGGAUAUGAUCAGAUGCGGCGUGCUGCCGACAACAUGAUUGAUCUUAUUUUCAAUACUAUUGGUGCCUACCAAAACGAGAGCAUGAAGCAGUUGACGAUCGUCACCUGUCUUUAUCUGCCACUGACUUUCUUGACUGGUUACUUUGGGAUGAACUUCAAAGAUUUUGCUGGAAUCAAAAACAGCGACUCGUAUUUCUGGAAGAUUGCGGUGCCAUUUGUGGUUGUCACGACUCUGUUGCUGAUGCGCGACAAAAUCCAACGAUACGCCGUGAUGCUCGCUCAGAGACGCUUGAUCGUCAGCUCUAGAAAGCAGCGACGGGAGCAGAAACAAAGAUAG
Messenger RNA from Penicillium lagena, 1932 nucleotides. Its product is annotated as putative CorA family metal ion transporter. The record is from RefSeq and is a predicted model, not a curated record. Gene Ontology annotation, cellular component: membrane. The coding region runs from base 1 to 1932 and encodes 643 amino acids. The transcript is spliced from 4 exons. Gene Ontology annotation, biological process: transmembrane transport; metal ion transport. Lineage: Eukaryota; Fungi; Ascomycota; Eurotiomycetes; Eurotiales; Aspergillaceae. Gene Ontology annotation, molecular function: cobalt ion binding; magnesium ion transmembrane transporter activity; magnesium ion binding.